This is a messenger RNA of Plutella xylostella (diamondback moth), 2138 nucleotides long. RefSeq names its product ATP-binding cassette sub-family G member 5. Gene Ontology annotation, biological process: transmembrane transport. Gene Ontology annotation, cellular component: plasma membrane; ATP-binding cassette (ABC) transporter complex. NCBI's taxonomy places the organism in Eukaryota, Metazoa, Arthropoda, Insecta, Lepidoptera, Plutellidae. The record is from RefSeq and is a predicted model, not a curated record. Gene Ontology annotation, molecular function: ABC-type transporter activity; ATP binding; ATP hydrolysis activity.
GAGGCUGUGUCGGUUUUUUUUUCUAAUAUGUGUUUGUUUUUAUUUUAAUUUAAAAGUUUUUUUAAUCAAAACUUGGUCUAAGAAGUGAUUAAAAUGAUCGGGAGUGAUUAUACGUUGGAGCUAUGCAAUGUGUUUCAUUCUGGCGUUGUGGAGCCAGGCAGCCUGUUCCAGCGCAUGACGGGCGGAGUGAAGACCGGGGUGAUACUGAAGGACGUGUCCUUCACCACGCACAGCGGGGAGGUCACCGCCAUCUUGGGAUCUAAGGGUAGCGGCAAGCGCGCCCUGCUCGACGUGAUCGCUCGCCGCGUGCCCUCACAAGGCCUAGUCCUUCUCGACGGAGCCCCGCUCCAGCCCGGGGCCUUCCGCGGCACCAGCGCGCUGCUGCGGCACUCCGCGCGCCUGCUGCCCUCGCUCACCGUGCAGCAGACCCUGGCGCUGUCGCUUACUAAGGUUUCAGGCUAUCUGAAAUCACAGAAAGUGAAACAGGUGAUGGCAGACCUCGCCCUGUCUCAGGUAGCACACAAAUGCGUUACGAAUCUCACGAAGAGCGAAUACCGAAGACUUGUCAUCGGAGUGCAGCUGAUCAGAGAUCCGAUAAUCCUGCUGCUAGACGAGCCCACAUGGGAGCUGGACCCGCUCAACACGUACCUGGUGGUGUCCAUCCUCGCCAACGCCGCCAAGAAGUACGGCUGCGCCAUCGUGCUCACCAUGGAGAAGCCACGAUCAGACGUGUUCCCCUUCCUCGACCGUGUAGUGUACCUGUGUCUCGGCGACGUGGUCUACGCGGGGCCCACCAGGAACCUGCUCGACUACUUCGGGAGCAUAGGGUUCCCGUGCCCGCAGCUUGAGAACCCGCUUAUGUACUACUUAUGCCUAUCAACGGUGGACCGCCGUUCGCGCGAGCGCUUCAUAGAGUCCAACCACCAGAUAGCGGCACUCGUAGAAAAGUUCAAGAUGGAGGGCCAGGCGCUCACGCAGGCCCCUCUGCAUGAACACCGCAGUGUCAUGAACCAGGGGAAGGUGCCGCUGAGCUAUGGCAAGCCGAGCGGCGCGCAUGUGGUGUGGAUGUUGUAUGUACGAAUGUUGGCGUCCAUAUUCAACUUCACGAAGGGCGGCAUGAAGCAGGUGUUCAUGAGGCUGUUCUGUCUGCCGCUCUACUUCCUUGUGCUGUGGGCCUUCUAUAACGAAUCUGCGGACUACCAGACGGCGUUUAUAACAAAAAGCGGUCUACUCUUCAACGCGAUCGUCGGAACUUAUUUCAUCAGCAUCAUGAACACCGUUUGCCUGUUCGGUCCAUACAGAAGUCGCUACUACCAGGAGUCUCAGGAGGGUCUGUACAGCGGGGCCAGCCUGCUACUGUCGUGCAACCUCGUCUCACUGCCCUUCUCAUUGAUCUCCACGUUCGCUGCCACCGCCAUUAUUUAUCCAAUCAUAGGCGACCUGACCGAAGGCCUCGACUACAUCUAUUUCUCCCUCGCGCUCUGGUCGGGCUACGUGUUCGCGGAGCAGCAGGCGCUGGCCGUCAUGAUGCUGGUGAAGAACGGACUCAUUGCCGGGAUUGUGAAUAUCUAUAUCACUUGCGUCUAUGUGAUGCUGGCUAGCGGGGUUUUGAGAUCAUACAAAGGCUACGAAGAAUGGCUGUACUACCUGACCUACAUCACUCACACGCGCUACGCAUCCAUCUUCCUUCACCGCAGCGUGUUCAAGCAGCCGGCCUUCAACCUCCUCCCGUACAGCGACCGGGAGAACUGCUCCUCCAUCACCAACCUCAUCCAGACCUCCUCCACAAUCAACACCAACUCGAAUGCCAACUGCCGCUACCCCAGCGGCAAAGCGUUCUUAACUGAAAGGUUCACGUCGAAGAAUUUUGCAGGAGACAUGUAUCAGACAGGAGAUUUUAAUCUGGACUUCAAUCUGGGGGUUGCGUUCGCGUUUACUGUUGGCAGUAUGAUUCUGAAUAAGUUUUUGUAUCUUAUGCCGUUGCCGAGUUAUAUUAAGGAUAAGUUUAGAGAGUAGUGUGGGUUUGAAGUGUUCAAAAUAGGUUAAGGCUGUAUUCCGUCCUGAGAUUUAAGAUUAAGUAAAGUAUAUUUGAGAAAGAUUAUUAUCUGUAGUUAAACGAGGUGCUUCCGCGUUUUUAA